AUGACGGCCAUGCUGUCGCUCCCCCGAGACGCCGCGCCCUUCCAACGCUCGCCCUCGUCGUCGUCGCUCGCCUACGACGCCUACUCGCCGCUCCGCAAGAACCAGUACUCGCUGCCCGACCUGCGCUCGCCCUCGCUGAGCUCCUCGCGCACCUCCUCGCUCUACUCGACGCCCUGCAGCAGCCUGUCGCUCGACAUAAAGUCGGACGACUCGGGCAGCGACGACGAUGGCCUGUCGUUUCCCAACUACAGCUCGGCUCGCCAGCACGACAAGAGCACGCUGUCGACCGAUGCAGCCUCAUCAAAACCCACGAGUGCUUCGAUGCACUCCCCGGCGCCACCCUCACCUUCGCCCACGGAGGGCUUUUCGCCCGACUCACCGCUAACCACGCCGGACCCUAUGCCAAUGUCCGAGGAUGACACGGCCGUGCGCAAGGAGCCCUCACACCAUGUCGACUACCUCUCGUACGAGUGGCGGGAAGAAGACAUUUGGUCGUCGUGGCGGCACAUUGUCGAGCACCGCAACGUCUACGGCGAGCGCUCUAGACUGGAAAAUGCCUCGUGGCGAACGUGGGCCAAGGCCCAGUUUAAGCUAAAGACGGUGUCGCCCGAAACACUGAAUUGGCUCAAGGACGUCGACGUGACAUGGCUCUACGGCCCACUGCAGCCCGCGUCCAACCGCUUCUUCUCACAGCAAAAUUCAGAGCCGCAAAGCCGCCUGUCCAAGACGAAUUCGUUUGUCAAUGGCGUCAAGAAGCCGAUUCUCAAGAAGCGGAGCAUGUCCGAGGCCAUGCUGCAAAAGUCAAUUUCGUCGUCGUCGUUGGUCCAGCAAGCGGCCGAGUCGGUGCAGGCCCAGCGAACAACCGGUGUGACGCUGGACCUGCGGAGACCCCGACCAAUCAUCGGCCGAGUCACUCCCGACUUCCCCACAUCAUCCACCCUGUCCCGAGGCCACUUUUCAGAAGGAACCGACUACUUUUCUUCAAAGUCCACCUCGGAGCUGCACACGCCGGAUCACGGAGAAAAGCGCCACAUCCGAUUCGACGACAAGGUAGAGCAGUGCAUUGCCGUCGAGUGCAAAGACGCCGACGAUGAAGAGGACGACUGCAACCACAAUCCCUGGGCAAAGUACCAGGACAAUGAUUCUUCGUCGGACGAAGGCGUCGUCAUGAUGAAGCGAUCACGUAGAAAGAAGCCGUUGUCGCGCACCGCGUCGACAGCCAGCAUCAGCGGUGACAACAAGACCAUUGCCAAGCUACCAUCGACCACGCUCAAGUAUCGCACCGACUCACCAGAUGUCCCUGAGACGCAGCAAUCACAUUCGCUUGGAUUCUGGAAGCCGCGUGGGCUGUCUCCAUCGCCAUCUUCAGAAACACUGAAGCCUUCGAAUCCCUCACGCAACUUUCUGCUUGCCGAGGAUGACGAAGAGGGCGAAGAGUAUUUUGAUCCUGCCAGUGCAUACGGCACAAACCGAUCAAGUACAUCAACAGGCUCUGAGCCUUACUCAUUUCGACGCAGCGAAUCAUCAGCAUCGUUGCAAAGUAGCCAACUUCGAAGGACGCCAUCGGGCAUGUUUAUGCCGUUUGGAGACGAAGAGGAAGAGCCGUUGCCACCCUCCUUGCUAGGCAGGGUGGUUGACACAGUAAAUACUGCACGAGACAUAGGUCAUGUUAUAUGGAAUGCGGCAUGGAGUAACUAG
Molecule: messenger RNA, 1698 nt
Organism: Bipolaris victoriae FI3
Lineage: Eukaryota; Fungi; Ascomycota; Dothideomycetes; Pleosporales; Pleosporaceae
Exons: 2
Coding region: 1-1698 (565 amino acids)
Biological process (GO): cellular response to glucose starvation; protein catabolic process in the vacuole
Source: RefSeq, a predicted model, not a curated record